GCAAAUCAAAAUUGAAACAGCGGGAAAUAACGGUUGAGAGCGGAUCGCAAAGCGUGCCGCAGACAAAACGUGAAAAGAAUUUCAUAAUCAAAAGUUAAUCCAAACGCUUAAACAAGCAACAACAACAACAACCACAACAAUUAGUGCGAGCCAGUGACAAGCCAAAAGUCAAAAAGAGACUAAAACAACUGCCAAAAAACGCAAAAACCCAAAGUGCAAACAGAGCCAGCAAAAAUAGCUCAAGUGCCGCCAAGCCGCAAGAUAAUUUCACCAGAGCAAGAACUGCAGCAGCCACUGGAAUACCUGAGCAACAUGGUCGUUGAUCAGAACUGCACAAUGCAUCAGCUGGAAAUGGAGCUGGACAUGGAACUGCCCAUGGAGUGUGCCCCCAUUGGGCGCACCGUUAAAUCGGCCCUUCUCAGGGCCCAGGACGAGUCCCGAGUGAUCGUCGGCCUGUCGGCCGCCAUCAAUGUGCUGUCCAAGUCGCCGGAUGGUUCGCUCUUUUGCCUGAUGGCCGUGCCCAAGGACGGAGACUCUGCCACCCACAUGCACGAGGUGCUGCUGGAGGCCUUCUGCUACGAGAACGACAUCUACGUGAUUAAGGUGGACGACGCCACCAAGCUGAGCCGCAUCCUGGGCCAGGAGACGGUCGAAUCGUGCUGCCUGGUACAGAAGACCUGGACAGCUGACCAGGACGAGGAGCGUCUAAACAAGGCCGAGAAUCAACUGGUCGACUACUGCGAGGCACACUGGGAUGCCCCCAAGCAGCCCACUGUACAGCUCCCGGCCGUGUAGGCAGUGUGAGCGGGACAGACACAUCAUUGAACAGUAAAAACCCCCGAGAGACAGUGGGGCAAACAUGGUUUAAAUUGAGAGAAACUUGCAAUGAGCGAAAACCAGUUAAAGGUUGAUGUACUCCAACGUCUUGGAGAGUUCCCGACGGGAAACCGACGUUUGGGCUGCCACAGCCACAUACUUACUUGUACAUAUACACACACAUAUAUAUAUCAGCCGUAUACAUAGGAUAUAUAUAUAGUCUUAUAUAACUGUACCUGUACCUGUACAGAGAGGAGGAUUGCCAAGCUACUUGGCAGAUAAUUGGAACUGAAAGGCGACCUUCGAUGGGGCGGGUAGAACCUGCCUCUGAACACCCGCGGAAGUCGCUCUCUCAGUGCCGUCCCUCUUCCACUUGAACGCAACAGAAGCAGCAGCAGCAGCAGCAAAAGCAACAGCAGCAGAGACACAGCAGCAGUAAUUUUGCGACACUCAUACACUCACUCAAAAAAGCGCGUGACCAGCUGCCGCUUAAACAUACACACAUAUACACAAACAGACACACAUAAAAAUAUAUAUUGCAUGAAAUUUUGUAUUUGUAUAAUUCGUUCGCCUUAAGCGUCGCUAAAAUUUAUUGAUAAUGGCAAUUAUUCUGUUCACACUGAUCGGAUGCACGCCGUAAAUUGUAAAGUAAAGCACAGCCGAAGAAAUGUAAAAAUUAAAGUUUUGUUAUGUUAGCUUUUCCAACAGCAAAAAAAAAAAGAAGAAAAACACAAAAAA
Messenger RNA from Drosophila obscura, 1554 nucleotides. It is a transcript of the gene Gadd45, whose product is annotated as growth arrest and DNA damage-inducible protein GADD45 alpha. Gene Ontology annotation, biological process: regulation of cell cycle. The record is from RefSeq and is a predicted model, not a curated record. The coding region runs from base 313 to 795 and encodes 160 amino acids. The transcript has a single exon. Gene Ontology annotation, cellular component: cytoplasm; nucleus. NCBI's taxonomy places the organism in Eukaryota, Metazoa, Arthropoda, Insecta, Diptera, Drosophilidae.